Messenger RNA from Coturnix japonica (Japanese quail), 1538 nucleotides. RefSeq names its product histone deacetylase 8 (gene HDAC8). Gene Ontology annotation, molecular function: histone deacetylase activity. The record is from RefSeq and is a predicted model, not a curated record. Lineage: Eukaryota; Metazoa; Chordata; Aves; Galliformes; Phasianidae. Gene Ontology annotation, biological process: heterochromatin formation.
AGCUCCCGGCGUGCCUCGCGGCGGUGAGGCCGGGCGGCCCGGCCCGGUGUGGCGGCCCUGAUGGCGGCGGGGCCGCCCGUGGCCUAUGUGUACAGCCCGGAGUACGCGGCACUCUGCGACUCCCUCUGCAAAGUCCCCAAACGGGCCAGCAUGGUGCACUCGUUGAUCGAGGCGUAUUCCUUGCUCGACCACAUGAUGAUAAUCAAGCCCAAAAUGGCUUCCAUGGAGGAGAUGGCAAGCUUCCACACAGACGCUUACCUGCAGCACCUGCAGAAGGUCAGCGAGGAGGGGGACGAUGACCACCCAGAGUCUGUGGAGUAUGGACUGGGUUAUGACUGUCCAGCUACAGAAGGGAUCUUUGACUACGCAGCAGCUGUGGGGGGUGCCACCAUCACCGCAGCCCAGUGCCUGCUGGAUGGCAAGUGCAAGGUAGCAAUAAACUGGCCUGGAGGGUGGCAUCACGCAAAGAAAGAUGAAGCUUCUGGCUUUUGUUACCUGAACGAUGCUGUCCUGGGGAUCCUGCGACUGCGCCAGAAAUUUGACCGCAUCCUCUAUAUUGAUUUGGAUUUGCAUCACGGGGAUGGUGUUGAAGAUGCCUUUAGCUUCACCUCGAAGGUCAUGACUGUUUCUCUGCACAAGUUUUCACCAGGAUUUUUCCCAGGCACAGGAGAUGUGACGGAUGUUGGCCUGGGGAAAGGUCGCUAUUACAGUGUGAACGUGCCUAUUCAAGAUGGCAUUCAAGAUGAGAAAUAUUACCAGAUCUGUGAAACCGUGCUGAAGGAGGUGUAUGCCGCCUUCAACCCCGAGGCAGUGGUGCUACAGCUGGGGGCUGACACCAUUGCUGGAGAUCCCAUGUGCUCCUUCAACAUGACGCCCGAGGGAGUGGGCAAGUGCCUGAAGUAUGUCCUGCAAUGGCAGCUGGCAACUCUCAUCCUGGGAGGAGGAGGCUACAACCUUGCCAACACAGCUCGCUGCUGGACGUACUUGACUGGGGUCAUCCUUGGCAGAACGCUGUCCUCUGAGAUCCCUGAUCACGAGUUCUUCACAGAGUAUGGUCCUGACUACGUGCUGGAGAUCACACCCAGCUGCAGACCGGACCGCAAUGAGCCACAGAGGAUUCAGGAAAUUCUCAACUUGAUCAAAGGCAAUCUGAAGCACGUGGUUUAGUGAAGAUGGGAAGGCUCAGGUUCCUGCAACAGCAUUUCCCUGUUGGAGAGACGUUUCCAGAGCAGCUGAUGACAUUUGUCGCUGCGGGAGGAAUAUGAAGAGGUUACUGUUGGUUCAUUGGUGAAUCUGUUUCUCUUUAAAAAAGCAAAGCCUGCUGUGUGCCACGAAUCUCCAUGGGUGGGACAGUGAGCCCUCCAGCCACAGCUUCCCUGUGCCAGCAGAGCCUCUCUUGUUCGUUUCACUUUUUUAACAUGGUUAAAGUUUAUUCUCACCACUGGUUUUAAAUGGUUUUGAAGAGAGAGGCUGCUGUGUUUUAAACACAUGGGUGGGUUUUUUCCCCCUCCCCCUCAACAUAAACUAUUUGAAAUACU